CAGCAAGUGUAGUUCAUUCUUCGUUACUACUGGGAACAAUACUUCUCCGUCCGCAGGUGAGCGGAUUUCUUCAGGUUACUAGUAAACUCAAACUACCACCGCCACAAAGCGUGCGUCACACUAAACACUCGUGCAAUGCACAAGUGCAGGCCACUGUAAAAGAAGGAAUGGUUGCCUUCCUUAUGUGUCGUGGGAUGUUUGAAGGCUGGAGCUGAUUAAACACCAUCACUGGCGGGCGCUUGGGACCCUAUGCAUCAAGGGGCAAUACUAGUUGCUAUACCAGUGUUCACGGGCACGCUAACUAAGCUCAGAUGCACUCGACGCUUACGAAUGAAGCUCAGCCUUUAAAAAGAGUUUCAAGGUUGACGGCAGCACUUCCAACCCCACGUCUCAAUACUCCACGAUGCUGCCACUUGUCCUGUAUGACAUCCUCUCUGAGCUACCAGGCAAUAACUUUUCACCCAACCCCGCAAAGCCGAGAUUCGUUUUGAGCUACAAGGAUCUUCCAUUCGUGACCCUCUGGGUCGAAUACUCAGACAUCUCCAUCGCUAUGAAGUCCAUCGGUGCAAAGCCAAGCAAACGCCGAGACGGCUCGGAUGUCUAUACUGCGCCCGUCCUCAGCGACCCCAACACCGGUGCUCUCAUCAGUGACUCCCUCGAAAUCGCCUCCUAUCUCGAAAAGACAUACCCCGAAAAGCCCAUCUUCCCCAAUAACUCAGAACCCCUGAUACGCGCGUUCGACUCGGCCCACUUCGGCCUCAUUCGACCUGCUCUGAAGACUUUGUUUGCACGAACUGCAGAAAUAUUGAGUCCCGCCAGUGCCAAGUUCUUCAUUGGAGUUCGUUCGAUGGACAUUCCGCUGCCUUGGGAUGGGAAGUACGAUGAAGACUGGGACCUACUAGAGAAGGGGUACAAUACUUUGUACGAAUUGUACCAGAAGACUGACGGGAAGUGGAUCAUGGGUGACACUUUUUCGUAUGAAGACAUCGUUAUUGCUUGUUGUUUGUUGUGGUUCAAGCGAAUUCUGAAGGAGGAUGAGUGGGUCAGGAUCAGUUCUUGGAAUGGAGGGAAAUGGGCCCAAGUCCUUGCAGAUGUUGAGAAGGAGUGUAAAUUGGCGUAGAAGACUGCGUACAAUAUAGCAUUUGUUUUAGAGACAGUUGAAACAAAGACAAAUUCUUUGAACAGGUCAACCCGAGGCACCAUCGUAGUCACAAAGUGUGUACCACACGACAAUGGCGAUGCCUGGCUUAGGUCAACGUCGUGUGGGCCCAAGCCCCCUCUAGGCUGAGCCUAAGCUGGCCCA
Molecule: messenger RNA, 1303 nt
Organism: Suillus subaureus
Lineage: Eukaryota; Fungi; Basidiomycota; Agaricomycetes; Boletales; Suillaceae
Exons: 3
Coding region: 404-1120 (238 amino acids)
Source: RefSeq, a predicted model, not a curated record